GUCCACACAGCUAGAACAUCAGAAACAGCUUCACAAUUCCCAUUUCCCAUUUCCCGAACUAAAAUGGCGAGAUACGAUAAUCAGUACUACUUCUGGGAGUAUUUCUCUUUCCCACUGCACCUGUGCUUCUUCAUGUUCAUCCUUUUCUUCGUGUUAGCAUUUUCAUGGUACAUAAACUACGAGUCUGUGUACGAGGACUUGCUCAUACAGGUGAAGAUUUUGCUGGCCCUCGUUCCACUUGUGUUGUUGCUGGUUGUUCACUGCCUCUCAAGUGGAGGAUCGUUUCCUAUACCUUUGCCAGAGGAGAGAGACUCGCUUCACAGAGCUGGAGGGUCUCCAUGGGGAGUGGCACUCUUGCUCGUUUUCCUCUUGUUCAUGAUGGCUUACCAGUCUUCUUUCCACGAACGUUGGUUUCCAUUAGCUACUAGAUAAGUCAUAACAAUGCUCAAGGAUCUUGCAUGCCAGUGAGUUUCAACUUCCUUAUAAUAUUAAUUUAUGAAAGAGUUUGAGAGAGUGAUUAAGCAUAUAUAGUACUGGGUGUUAAUUAAUUAAAGAAUUGAUUGUCUUUGGAGUGAUGUUUAGGGAGUUCUUAUAUAUAACUAGUAGGUUAUUUUACACA
Abrus precatorius (Indian licorice) is the source of this 619-nucleotide messenger RNA. RefSeq lists its product as uncharacterized. The coding region runs from base 64 to 432 and encodes 122 amino acids. NCBI's taxonomy places the organism in Eukaryota, Viridiplantae, Streptophyta, Magnoliopsida, Fabales, Fabaceae. The record is from RefSeq and is a predicted model, not a curated record. The transcript has a single exon.